GUAAGACAGGAGAAAAGGCUCAUGAUCUUGCUUCAAAAAUAUGGCUUGCCGUCAUUGAUGGCUUGGAAGAAAACCAGCAAACAUUCUUGCUGUUGAAACACCUCGCACGAGAAGGAGAAGUCAAGCUCCAGCAAUGGCGAGGCCAUCCCUGCUUCUCGCCCUGCUGGUCACCGUCUGGGUAUGCGCGGCUCCAGCGCGCGCCGACCCGCUGCUGGAGAGGUUCGAGCGGUGGAUGGGCAGGCACGGCCGGCUGUACGCCGACGCCGGCGAGAAGCAGAGGCGGCUCGAGGUGUACCGGAGGAACGUCGAGCUGGUCGAGCGGUUCAACUCCAUGGGCAAUGGCGGGUACAGGCUCGCUGACACCAGGUUUGCUGACCUGACGAAUGAGGAGUUCAGGACCAAGAUGCUGGGCUUGGGACCUCGCAGCAGGGCCGGGCGCACCACGGCGCCAAGCACCAUGACUCGUGUUGCCAGUGGACUGGCUGGAGAUUUUUCUGAUCUGCCGAAAAGCGUCGACUGGCGGGAGAAAGGAGCUGUGGCGCCGGUGAAGAACCAGGGGGAGUGUGGUUCUUGCUGGGCGUUCUCCGCCGUCGCAGCCAUGGAGGGCGUCAACCAGAUCAAGAACGGGAAGCUGGUGUCCCUGUCGGAGCAGGAGCUCGUCGACUGCGACACCGUGGCUGUCGGCUGCGCCGGCGGGUACAUGAGCUGGGCGUUCGAGUUCGUCAUGAAGAACCGUGGCCUCACCACCGAGAGGAACUACCCUUACCAAGGAAUGAACGGCGCCUGCCAGAAGCCGAAGCUGAAGGAGAGCGCGGUGGCCAUCUCUGGGUACGUCAACGUGACGGCCAGCAGCGAGGCGGACCUCCUGCGCGCAGCCGCGGCGCAGCCGGUGUCCGUGGCCGUGGACGCCGGCAGCUUCGUGUGGCAGCUCUACGGCGGCGGGGUGUUCACGGGGCCCUGCACCACCGAGCUCAACCACGGGGUGACGGUGGUCGGGUACGGCGAGACCCAGGAGGACGCGGACGGCGACGGCGGCGGGACCCCGGGGCAGAAGUACUGGAUCGUCAAGAACUCGUGGGGGCCCGAGUGGGGCGAGGCCGGCUACAUCCGCAUGCAGCGCCAAGCCGGCGCCGCCGACGGCCUCUGCGGCAUCGCGCUGCUCCCGAGCUACCCGCUCAUGUGAGCCGGCUCUGGUGCUUAAUUGGAUAGUUAGUUAGUGAUGUACGGAUGCCUGCUAUGUAUAUGAUAAUGGUGAUCAACUGUAAGAAUACAAAAUAUCCAAAACCUGGCAGCUGAAACAAAAUCGUGAUGUUUGCCAGCUU
Panicum hallii is the source of this 1322-nucleotide messenger RNA. Its product is annotated as ervatamin-B-like. Bases 134 to 1183 code for a protein of 349 amino acids. Gene Ontology annotation, cellular component: lysosome. Lineage: Eukaryota; Viridiplantae; Streptophyta; Magnoliopsida; Poales; Poaceae. The transcript has 5 exons. The record is from RefSeq and is a predicted model, not a curated record. Gene Ontology annotation, molecular function: cysteine-type endopeptidase activity.